This is a messenger RNA of Boeremia exigua, 609 nucleotides long. Its product is annotated as HotDog domain-containing protein. Gene Ontology annotation, cellular component: mitochondrion. The record is from RefSeq and is a predicted model, not a curated record. The transcript has 2 exons. Bases 1 to 462 code for a protein of 153 amino acids. Lineage: Eukaryota; Fungi; Ascomycota; Dothideomycetes; Pleosporales; Didymellaceae. Gene Ontology annotation, molecular function: fatty acyl-CoA hydrolase activity.
AUGGCUCAUAGCGCGCUCAAGGCACGUCGCCGCAGCGAUUACAAAUUUCAUCUGGAGUACCGGACAAGAUGGAGCGACAACGACAUGUACCACCACCUCAACAACAGCGUGUACUACUAUCUCUUCGACUCUGUCGUGAACACCUACCUGAUCGAAAAUUGUUCACUGCACCCACCGACAUCGUCUCAGAUUGGACUAGUCGUCCACUCCCAUUGCGACUAUUUUGCCCCCACUGAGUUUCCAGCUGUAGUCGAUCUCGCAUUGCGGGUGAAUAAGCUAGGCAAGAGCUCUGUAACGUAUGAAAUUGGUGUCUUCGAGCGCGGCGAAGAAGAAGUCAAGGCCGUUGGCGAGUUCAUCCAUGUCUUCGUUGGCCGCGAGAGCAGGAAACCGGGGGAGGCGGGCAUGGCCGAUGAGCUGAGAGAUGGCUUGCAGAAGAUCCAGGCCGACAAGGCGAAGCUGUAGCAAUGGAAUGGCCGCGCCUGCUCCAACUUCAUCAAGAUCCUCCACUUAGUGAAGUGUCAGUGGCACGCCAGCAUCGAUGAUGAGUCCAUCUCGAAUUGAGGCGCUCAGCCUCAGCAAAGUAUGUUAUUUUAAGCAAGGCCCACUUGC